Molecule: messenger RNA, 1398 nt
Organism: Rotaria socialis
Lineage: Eukaryota; Metazoa; Rotifera; Eurotatoria; Philodinida; Philodinidae
Source: the annotation of a GenBank genome assembly
AUGGGUAAAGAAAAGAAGCGUAUAAGCAUUGUUAUUAUUGGUCAUGUGGAUUCGGGUAAAUCAACAUCAUCUGGUCAUUUGAUCUACAAAUGUGGUGGAAUCGAAAGACGUAUGAUUGAAAAAUUCGAAAAAGAAGCUGAUGAAAUUGGCAAAGGCUCAUUUAAAUAUGCUUGGGUUAUGGAUAAAGUGAAGGCGUCUCGAGAACGUGGUAUGACCGUGGAUAUCUCGUUAUGCAAAUUCGAAACUGAAGCAUCGGAUGUAACUAUUAUUGAUGCACCAGGUCAUCGAGAUUUCAUCAAGAAUAUGAUCACAGGUACAGCACAGGCUGAUUGUGCUGUUUUAGUUGUUUCGGCUAGCGUAGGUGAAUUUGAAGCUGGUAUCUCGAAAAAUGGUCAAACACGUGAACAUGCUUUACUUGCAUAUACAUUAGGUUUGAAACAAAUGAUCGUUGCUAUCAAUAAAAUGGAUAUGACAAAACCAUCAUUUUCGGAAGCACGAUUCAAUGAAAUCAAAACCGAGGUGUCAGCAUACAUCAAAAGGAUUGGCUAUCAACCGGAAAGUGUUGCUUUUGUUCCUAUCUCUGGAUGGCUAGGUGAUAAUAUGAUUGAACCAUCUGUAAAUAUGCCGUGGUAUAAAGGAUGGUCAGUUGAACGUAAAGAAGGCACUGCUACAGGCCAGACACUGUUGGAAGCUCUCGACGCUAUUGUGCCUCCACAUCGUCAAACAGACAAACCGCUUCGUCUACCAUUACAAGAUGUGUACAGAAUUGGUGGUAUUGGCACGGUACCUGUUGGUCGAGUUGAAACUGGCAUACUUAAGACUAACAUGAUUGUCAGCUUUGCUCCAUCGAAUGUGUCGGGCGACGUUCGAUCAAUCGAAAUGCAUCAUACUGAACUUGAUGAAGCUUUACCUGGCGAUAAUGUUGGUUUCAAUAUUCGAGGAGUCUCUGUAAAAGAGCUUCGACGUGGAUAUGUUUGUUCGGAUGCAAGAAAUGAUCCAGCACAAGAAACUUCUAGUUUUAUUGCUCAAGUUAUUGUGCUCAACCAUCCGGGCCAAAUAGCUCAAGGUUAUACACCUGUUCUUGACUGUCAUACAAGUCAUAUUGCGUGCAAAUUUGCUGAAUUGAUUUCAAAAAUCGAUCGUCGAUCCGGUAAAGUUAUUGAAGAAGCACCACAAUAUAUUAAAUCAGGUGAAGCUGCAAUAGUUAAACUAAUUCCAACAAGACCAAUGUGUGUUGAAAAAUUUGCUGACUAUCCACCAUUGGGUCGCUUUGCUGUGCGUGAUAUGCGACAAACAGUAGCUGUCGGUAUUAUUAAAGAUGUUGAAAGAAAACCCGCGGCAUCAGGCAAAGUAGCCAAAGUGGCUGUUACCUCUGGUAACAAGAACAACAAAAAAUAG